This is a messenger RNA of Acomys russatus (golden spiny mouse), 957 nucleotides long. Its product is annotated as lys-63-specific deubiquitinase BRCC36-like. Gene Ontology annotation, molecular function: polyubiquitin modification-dependent protein binding; cysteine-type deubiquitinase activity; metallopeptidase activity. Bases 7 to 885 code for a protein of 292 amino acids. Lineage: Eukaryota; Metazoa; Chordata; Mammalia; Rodentia; Muridae. The transcript has a single exon. Gene Ontology annotation, cellular component: BRISC complex; BRCA1-A complex. Gene Ontology annotation, biological process: double-strand break repair. The record is from RefSeq and is a predicted model, not a curated record.
CGGAGUAUGAUGGCGGUGCGGAUGAGGCAGACCGUACAGGCCGUUCAUCUUGAGUCUGACGCUUUCCUGGUUUGUCUCAACCACGCACUGAGCACAGAGAAGGAGGAAGUAAUGGGUCUGUGUAUAGGGCAGUUGAGUGAUGAUACGAGGAGUGACUCCAAGUUUCCAUACGCUGGGAAUGAAACGAACGCAAUGGCGGAAAAGAUGGAUGCCAUCAGAAUCGUUCACAUUCGUUCUGUCAUCAUCUUGCGACGUUCUGACAAGACAAAGGACCGAGUAGAAAUUUCUCCGGAACAACUCUCUGCAGCCUCGAUAGAGGCAGACAGGUUAGCAGAACAAACAGGUCGUCCCAUGAGAGUUGUUGGCUGGUACCAUUCCCACCCUCAUAUAACCGUUUGGCCUUCUCACGUCGAUGUCCGUACACAAGCCAUGUACCAGAUGAUGGAUCAAGGCUUUGUAGGACUGAUUUUUGCUUGUUUCAUAGAAGACAAAAGCACAAAGACUGGUCGCAUACUCUAUACUUGUUUCCAGUCCAUGCAAGCACCAAAGAGCUCAGAAUAUGAGAGAAUUGAAAUCCCGAUCCAUAUUGUACCUCGUACCACCAUUGGGAAAGUUUGCCUCAAAUCAGCAGUAGAGCUGCCGAGGAUCUUAUGUCAGGAAGAACAAGAUGCCUACAGGAGGAUUCACGGCCUUACGCAUCUGGACUCAGUAACCAAGAUCCAUAACGGCUCAGUGUUUACCAAGCAUCUGUGCAGUCAGCUGACUGCAGUCUGCGGGCCUCUACUGCAGUGGUUGGAGGACAGACUAGAGCAAAACCAGCAGCAUUUGCGGGAGCUGGAGCAAGAAAAGGAAGGCCUCAUGCAGGAGCUGCGUUCCCUCAAAUAAAGCAGGAGGACAAAAAUGGGCAGAUGAAAAUACCUUGCAUACAAUUUAUAAACUUAAUUAAUUUCAAAGAAG